AUCUCCAUCCUCUCUCUCUCUCUUUAAGUCAAGAAAGAAAGCUCUCCAUCACAAGCAAGAUUGCCCCCAUUUCAUAUAAAGAGGCGCAUUAUUGAUUUUCUUGAGCCCUGGUUCAGAGAGAGUCUUGAGAGAUUGAAGAGCGAGCGAGUCAAGUCGAGUCGUCCGUCGGUGAGUCAAGAAGAUCGAGAAGCCGAGAGGCGCGGCGGAAGGUUUCCGAGAAUGCAGGAGGUGGCGGUGUACACGGUCAAGGUGGAAGAAGGAAAGGAAGGCGCCAACGGAAGGCCGUCGGCAGGGCCGGUUUACCGAGGCAUUUACGCCGAAGAUGGCCUUGUCGGGUUGGAGCCCGGCAUGGAGUCUCCAUGGCAGUUCUUCAGUGAUACCGCUAAGACAAAGCCCGACUGCAGAAUGCUGGGUCGUCGUCAGGUCGUGGAUUCGAAGGUUGGUCCUUAUGUGUGGCAUACGUACCAAGAGGUCUACAGCUCGGCGGUCCGCGUGGGUUCGGCGAUCAGGAGUUGCGGCGUCAAUCCUGGCGACCGUUGCGGCAUAUACGGAUCGAAUUGCCCAGAAUGGAUCAUUGCCAUGGAGGCCUGUAGCGCCCACGCGGUGACAUACGUACCGCUCUACGACACUCUCGGUCCCAACGCGGUCGAAUUCAUCAUAAAUCAUGCAGAAGUCUCGAUCGCUUUCGUGCAGGAAAACAAGAUUCAAUCCAUUCUCUCGUGCCUUCCCAAAUGUCCGUGUUUAAAAACUAUUGUCAGCUUCGGAGAUGUUGCAAGUGCACAGGAGGCACAAGCAGAGGAACUAGGAGUCUCUUGCUUUACCUGGAAGGAGUUCUCGCAGCUGGAAAAUGCAGAUUGUGAACUGCCUCCAAAGAAGAGGACCGAUGUCUGCACGAUAAUGUACACGAGCGGAACAACUGGAGAUCCGAAAGGGGUCAUCAUCACCAACGAGGCUCUCAUGGCACAAGUACUGUCGAUUGACAAGCUACUCUUCCGAACAGACAGAGUGUUCUCGGAAGAGGAUACAUUUUUCUCGUUCCUUCCUCUGGCUCAUAUUUACGACCUGACGAUGGAAACUUACUGCAUCUACAGAGCUUCUUGUAUAGGAUUUUGGCGAGGCGAUGUCAGGUUUUUGGUAGAGGACCUACAAGAACUGAAGCCGACCAUCUUUUGCGGGGUUCCCAGAGUCUAUGACCGAAUCUAUACUGGCAUACUUGCUAAAGUUUCAUCAAGCGGAGUGAUACGGAAAAAGUUGUUCCAGUACGCAUAUGACUACAAGUUAGCGAAUCUAGAGAAGGGAUUCCCGCAGGAUAAAGCCGCGCCUCUCAUGGACCGACUGGUCUUUGAAAAGACAAAACUAGCGUUGGGAGGGAGAGUUCGUGUCCUGUCAUCUGGUGCAGCACCAUUGCCAAAGCAUGUUGAAGAAUUUUUGCGGGUCACCAGCUGCUCCACAUUAUCGCAAGGCUAUGGUCUUACGGAAAGUUGUGGCGGGUGCUUCACAUCCGUAGGCGAUGUGUUCUCGAUGAUGGGAACGGUCGGCGUCCCCAUGCCGUCGAUUGAAGCGAGGCUGGAGUCUGUGCCUGAUAUGGGGUAUGAUGCGCUUUCGAGCACACCUCGUGGAGAGAUUUGUCUGAGAGGAACAACAUUGUUCUCCGGUUACCACAAGCGCCAAGACCUCACCAACGAUGUCAUUGUUGAUGGCUGGUUUCACACAGGGGACAUUGGUGAGUGGCAGCCAAACGGGGCAAUGAAGAUCAUCGAUCGGAAAAAGAACAUAUUUAAGCUUUCUCAAGGUGAAUAUGUCGCUGUAGAGAAUGUCGAGAGCGUGUAUCAGCGUUGCCCUCUUGUGACUUCGAUUUGGGUAUACGGGAACAGCUUCGAGUCCUUCCUUGUGGCCGUAGUGGUCCCCGAUAGGAAGGCCCUCGAGGACUGGGCGGCAAACCAAGGUGUCACGGGGGAUUUCCAUUCGCUGUGCCAAAAUCUCAAGGCGAAGAAGUACGUGUUGGACGAGCUAAACAGCACCGGCCAGAAGCACAAACUUCGAGGUUUCGAGAUGCUGAAAGCGGUCCACUUGGAGCCUAACCUCUUUGACAUGGAGAGAGAUCUGAUCACUCCGACCUUCAAACUGAAGCGCCCGCAGUUGCUCAAAUACUACAAGGACUGUAUUGACCAGCUCUACUCUGAAGCAAAAGCAAACAAAGUGUAAGAGCCGCUAUUGGAGGGCAUGGCUCCAUAAGUCCACAUACACAGCAUUGGCCAUCUGCUUAAAACUACAUUUAGAUUGUUUCUUUCCUGAAGAAUCGAUCGAGGUUGCGAGCGAAUUAUCACAAAGGCUCGUUCAUCGAUCCCUCAUCUUCACAACUUCAUCUGUACUUGCAUGUGUUAAUAUUCAACCGCUCGAUAAAUGCUUAUAAGAUACUUUGAUGCUAGGGAGGAGCAAACAAGAUCUAUUUUUCAUUUGUUACUCUCUUAAUAACAUGAAGUCCUCCUAGUUUUACAUAUAA
Syzygium oleosum is the source of this 2503-nucleotide messenger RNA. RefSeq names its product probable CoA ligase CCL6. Gene Ontology annotation, cellular component: membrane; endoplasmic reticulum. The transcript is spliced from 19 exons. NCBI's taxonomy places the organism in Eukaryota, Viridiplantae, Streptophyta, Magnoliopsida, Myrtales, Myrtaceae. The record is from RefSeq and is a predicted model, not a curated record. Bases 220 to 2205 code for a protein of 661 amino acids. Gene Ontology annotation, biological process: cutin biosynthetic process; wax biosynthetic process; fatty acid metabolic process. Gene Ontology annotation, molecular function: long-chain fatty acid-CoA ligase activity.